Conger conger (European conger) is the source of this 2870-nucleotide messenger RNA. RefSeq names its product G protein-coupled receptor kinase 6 (gene grk6). Bases 303 to 2030 code for a protein of 575 amino acids. Gene Ontology annotation, molecular function: ATP binding; G protein-coupled receptor kinase activity. Gene Ontology annotation, cellular component: cytoplasm; plasma membrane. Gene Ontology annotation, biological process: regulation of signal transduction; protein phosphorylation; signal transduction. Lineage: Eukaryota; Metazoa; Chordata; Actinopteri; Anguilliformes; Congridae. The transcript is spliced from 16 exons. The record is from RefSeq and is a predicted model, not a curated record.
UUUAAUCCAUAUUUGGCAUUAUUAAGGCGUGGUUGUGAAGCAAAAAACCAAUGAAUAAAAGCGUAAAUUUACGUACAAUUUCAGCAUACACCAAUGGCGCUUGUGUAGGUGGGGUUCACUAGUAAACACAAGGUAGCCGGUUGAAAUCCGCGUAGCACCCAGGCCGAGAACGACAGAUCGAGCGACAGGACGGAGAGUUUAUUCGGGGCUGGCAAAUUCCGUUUUGGGGGGGUAGGGGAGGACAUACUCACUGACAGCCCGGCGGCGAGGUUGGGCCUGUGGAACCUAUCACCCAGGAAAACAUGGAACUUGAGAAUAUCGUGGCCAACACGGUUCUGCUGAAAGCGAGAGAAGGAGGAGGUGGAAACAGAAAAGGAAAGAGUAAGAAAUGGAAGCAGAUGCUCCAGUUUCCCCACAUCAGCCUCUGCGAGGACCUGCGGCAGACCAUAGAGAAGGACUACCACAGCCUGUGUGAGAAGCAGCCAAUCGGACGCAUGCUGUUCCGGCAGUUCUGCGACACCCGGCCAGAGCUGAAGCGGUGUGUCAGGUUCCUGGAUGCAGUCGCUGAGUAUGAGGUCACCCCGGAUGAGAAGAGGAGGGAGUGCGGGCAGGAAGUCACGAGCACGUUCUUCAACACAAAGUCAGAGGAGCAUGUUCCAGAGGUGGGGGCGGACAUGGCGGACGAGUGCGCCCAGCGGCUGGAGCAGGAGGCCUGCAAGGAGCUCUUCAAGGAGUGCACCAAGCUGAUCCAUGACUACCUGAGUGUGGCGCCCUUUGCUGACUACCUCGACAGCAUGUACUUCAACCGCUUCCUGCAGUGGAAAUGGAUGGAGAGACAACCAGUAACAAAGAACACAUUCCGGCAGUACAGGGUGUUGGGAAAAGGCGGAUUUGGAGAGGUGUGUGCGUGCCAGGUGCGAGCCACAGGGAAGAUGUACGCCUGUAAGAAGCUUGAGAAGAAGAGAAUUAAGAAGCGGAAAGGGGAGUCUAUGGCCCUGAACGAGAAACAGAUCCUGGAGAAGGUCAACAGCAGAUUUGUGGUCAGCCUGGCGUACGCAUAUGAGACGAAGGACGCGCUCUGCCUGGUGCUCACGCUCAUGAACGGCGGGGACCUGAAGUUCCACAUCUACCACAUGGGUGAGGCCGGGUUCGAGGAGCGCCGGGCCGUGUUCUACGCCGCAGAGAUCUGCUGCGGCCUGGAGGACCUGCACCGCGAGAGGAUCGUCUACAGGGACCUGAAGCCUGAGAACAUCCUGUUAGACGACCACGGACACAUCCGGAUAUCGGAUCUGGGAUUGGCCGUUCACGUGCCGGAGGGACAGACCAUCAAGGGCAGAGUGGGAACUGUGGGGUACAUGGCUCCGGAGGUGGUGAAGAAUGAGCGCUACACGCUGAGCCCUGAUUGGUGGGCUCUGGGCUGCCUGCUGUAUGAGAUGGUGGAAGGCCAGUCGCCCUUCCAGCAGCGCAAGAAGAAGAUCAAGCGGGAGGAGGUGGAGCGGCUGGUGCGGGAGGUGGAGGAGGACUAUUCCGGAAGGUUCUCUGAGGAGGCCAAGUCUCUGUGCAAGAUGCUGCUGGCCAAAGACCCUGCCGUGCGCCUCGGCUGCCAGGGGGGCGGGGCCUCGGAGGUGAAGGCCCACCCCCUUUUCCGCUCCAUCAACUUUAAGCGCCUGGAGGCCGGAAUCCUGCAGGCUCCCUUCAUCCCUGACCCCCAGGCCAUCUACUGUAAGGACGUGCUGGACAUCGAGCAGUUCUCCACCGUGAGAGGGGUGGAGCUGGAGCCCAAGGAUGAGUCCUUCUACAGCAAGGUCUCCACAGGCAGUGUGUCCAUCCCCUGGCAGAACGAGAUGUUGGAGACGGAGUGCUUUAAGGAGCUCAACGUGUUCCAGGUGGAUGGGACGGUUCCUCCUGACCUGGACUGGAGGGGCCAGCCGUCCCCGCCUCCCAAACAGGGGCUGCUGCAGAGGCUCUUUGGUAGACAGGACUGCUGUGGAAACUGCAGUGACAGUGACGAGGAGCCCACUCGGCUGUAGACCUCCUGAGGCCACAGGAUCCAAUUUGUUUACAAUUUUUGCACAUUUGUAUUUUUAAGAUAGUUCUAUAUAAAUAUGGGAAUGUAUAUUUUCAGUAUAUAGCCAUACAGUAAAUGUUAUUUAAGAAAAAGAAAAAAAAAAGUCAUGCUACCGUUUGUCUGCUCAGAAGAGAUGUGGCAAAAACCAUUCGGCCAGACCCACAAUGCACCACUCUCUGUCCCAUCCCUCCAGACCCACAAUGCACCACUCUCUGUCCCAUCCCUCCAGACCCACAAUGCACCACUCUCUGUCCCAUCCCUCCAGACCCACAAUGCACCACUCUCUGUCCCAUCCCUCCAGACCCACAAUGCACCACUCUCUGUCCCAUCCCUCCAGACCCACAAUGCACCACUCUCUGUCCCAUCCCUCCAGACCCAUAAUGCACCACUCUCUGUCCCAUCCCUCCAGACCCAUAAUGCACCACUCUCUGUCCCAUCCCUCCAGACCCACAAUGCACCACUCUCUGUCCCAUCCCUCCAGACCCACAAUGCACCACUCUCUGUCCCAUCCCUCCAGACCCACAAUGCACCACUCUCUGUCCCAUCCCUCCAGACCCAUAAUGCACCACUCUCUGUCCCAUCCCUCCAGACCCACAAUGCACCACUCUCUGUCCCAUCCCUCCAGACCCACAAUGCACCACUCUCUGUCCCAUCCCUCCAGACCCACAAUGCACCACUCUCUGUCCCAUCCCUCCAGACCCAUAAUGCACCACUCUCUGUCCCAUCCCUCCAGACCCACAAUGCACCACUCCCUGUCCCUCAGUGCCUGUACUCUGUACUUUUAAAGUUUCCUUUUUAAUAA